Condylura cristata (star-nosed mole) is the source of this 5680-nucleotide messenger RNA. RefSeq names its product inositol 1,4,5-trisphosphate receptor interacting protein-like 2 (gene ITPRIPL2). Lineage: Eukaryota; Metazoa; Chordata; Mammalia; Eulipotyphla; Talpidae. The record is from RefSeq and is a predicted model, not a curated record. The transcript has a single exon. The annotation marks the transcript as partial.
CUGGGCUACAUCCUCCUGCGCUGUCGCCACGCGGUGCGGCAGCGCUUCCUGCCCGGGUCUCACCGCCUGGGGCGCCACUCCGCCUUCUCUUCUAGACGCUUCCGAGAGCCGAGCCUUGGCAUCUUGCUGGAGAGUUACUACGAGCACGAGGUGCGCCUGUCGCCACACGUGCUGGGCCACAGCAAAGCGCACGUGAGCCGGAUUGUGGGGGAGCUGGUGCGGGCUGGCCGCACCCAGGGGUCCCCGGGCCCCAUUCCCGGGGGAUCACUCGCCUUGGCCUUCCGCGGAGACUUUAUUCAGGUGGGCAGCGCCUAUGAGCAGCAUAAAAUCCGUCGGCCCGACGGCUUCGACGUGCUGGUGCCUCUGCGCCUCCCACCGUCGGUGGCGCUGGAGCCUCAGAGUCUGGGCAGCGAGCCCGCGCUGGCCCCCGCCUUCCACGGCUGCUUCGUGUGCGCACUGAAGGCGCCCCCCGGGGCCUCCGCGGGCCAGUGGCUCCGGGACUGCAAACCCUUCGCGGACGGCUUCUGCGUGGACGUGCGCGGGCGGCGCCACCUCUCGGCCACACUGGUGCUUCGCUGGUUCCAGUCACACCUGCAGCGCUCCCUGGCCACGGUGCGCUACAGCCUGGAGGGGCGUUGUCGGGUCAGCCUGACCCCGGGGGGCCUGGAGCAGCCUCCCACCCUGCACAUCCUGCCCUGCCGCACCGAUUACGGCUGCUGCCGCCUCUCCAUGGCCGUGCGUCUCAUCCCCGCGGUCCAUUUGGGCGACGGCGUCUUCCUCGUUGCACCACCGCCGCCACCCUCACCUGUCGGGCCCCUCGUGGAGCUACCUGGAGGCCUGCGCUCUGAUGUCCUGUGGGGGGUCAACACGGCUCGCCAGGAGCAGAAGCUGCUGGGCUGGCUGCAGGAACGGGCCCCUCCAGGGGCCUGCUACCUCAAGUGCCUGCAGCUGCUUAAAGCUCUGCGAGAUCUGGGCGCCCGCGGGCUGGACACGACAGCUGCCACCCAGUGGGGACGCAUCCUGUCGUCAUACGUGCUCAAGACGGCGCUGCUGGCGGUGCUGUUGCGAGAGGGGGGUCCUGUGCAAGACUGGGACGAGGCGCACCUGGGGGGGCGUUUGGAGGGCUUAGUACAGUUCCUUAGGGGCUGCCUGCUGCGACGCCAGACGCUCUUCCACUGCGUCCUGGGCCCCGGUGGGGCGGCUGCCGAGGUGGGCCCCCUGCCCAAGGUGCUCCGUGAAGCACCCCCUGUAGACCUGCUGGCGGCUUUCGACUGGCACGCCCGGGAAUUCGCAGCUUCGCGGUUGUUGUCCACGUGGCGAAGGCUCCCCCAGCUCCUAAGGGCGUAUGGGGGUCCCCGUUACCUUUCCAUGUGCCCUUCACCCCGGGGUCAGCGCGCCCAGGGGUUCCCAGAAAAUGAACCUUAAGCCCCGAAGAGCGCCCCCACCUGGUCUAAAAAUCGUCCUAAAAUCGUCCACCGGGUGGGGGUGAGGAUGGCGGUGAAGCUGGUGUUAAUGCCAAGAAGAUGGACUCUAGAAAGUGGCGGGAGAUUCGGAGGAUGCUAUUCAGUAGCUUAAAUGUCGCUCUUGGCUCCAUGCCCAGCUGGCUGUUCCAGCAAGCUCUGCAGAGAGGCUGAUGACAGCACCUCAGAGCUGGUCCCAAAGAGGCUUUGGAGAAGCAAAACUAGGCACGGGAGAACUUCCCUCUGUUGGUUUCUGAGUCAGUGGUUGCUGGGUAGCCUGUAGUGACAAUUAUCUUUACCAAAAAAAAAAAGGGGGGGGGGAGGGUGGACCUGAAUCUUUAUCUACAACUGGAACUGAAAUUCUAUUCUAGGGGCUGAUGUUCUGAGAAGUACAGUUUCCACCAUUCAGAUUAAUAUUAAUGUAUGUUGCAAGUGGUGAUUGACAGGGUGGGGAAGAAUUAAGUCUCCCCUGCUGAGAGGCAAUCCAGAAUUUGUUAGAGAAACUUCAGCACAACUAGUACCUUAUUUUGAUCAGAUCUUUCCUUUCGUGAUAGUUGCUUGUGCCAAGUAUUGCGUCUGAAAGGGAGACCAGUUGCAGGCAGCUGCAGACUGGAAAAGUGAGCUUGCUUCAUGUCCCUUUAGGUGCCAGCAUGGUGGGUCUGGAGAUUUCAGCCUUUGCUGCUCAAGACGUUUCUCCAGGGCUUACUGCCGGCUGGGCACAACCUGUUUUGCUUUAAGGCUUUGAGCAAACUCCUGUGCGCGGAGUUCUUUCUACAUUUAAUGAGAUAAGGAGGUGGAACCGCUACUGCGGCACCUGGCAUGUAGUUGGCGCUCUCAGGUCAAUGAGCAGUGGUCUCAGGUGGAAAGUGUCUGUCCCAUUGCCCCAGUGACCUGUAAAGGGUCCUAGGAGGCCGACUUUGAGGAGCGGUUGAGUCAGCUGCUCAGGUGCAGGUCUUAGAAAGCAUUUAACUUCCAAGUGGGUACUUGCUUCAUGAUCAGUAACUCCUCAGCCCCAGCACAGGAGAAAUAGGCUCCUUUUUCUCUUUGGGCAUAAAUACCACCAAGUUGGGAUGUUUUGCUGCCAGGAAGCCAUUCUGAUGUCCUUCCUUAUUCCUCUAAAUUUCCGACAGGCCUCCCCUGCGCCAUUCCCCUUAAAACUCACCUGAAGUUACAGCAGUCCUCUCUCCCCUUGACAUGGGAAUGGCAGCAGACCCCAUUACACCUUGGGAUUUUUUUUUUUUUAAAUAAAGCAUAUGUAUGCCCUUAGAGUCUUAAAGGUAAACCCGGGGAUAGCAAUAGCUAUGUGAAUAAGGCCACUGUUUUAAUUUCUCCAGCUAGUCUGAGGAACACUAUAAACUUUUUUCUUUAGGGGACUGACUUGGCACCUCAGGAAAUCAUUGGGAAUAGUUGACUUCCAGGGAAUCUUCUCUUGGGAGCGGCAGAGACUCCUUUGUGCUUAGCGACUCAGGCCUCUGCCAUUUGUGCUGCGUCUUUGAGGUGGUGUUGGGGAUAGUUUCCCUGGAGCCCACAAAGGUCACUCUAGUUCUUGAAGUCACUGUUAGGUCAUGAAGUACAGAAUUUAGCAAAGGGGUCCUGCAAAGACAUAAACUGCACAGACAUAAACUGCUUCCUGCAAAGACAUAAACUGCACAGUGUUUAUAAAAGUUAUUUUUAAAAGAAAUGCCAAGAAUAAGCCGAUCUCUAUAUGUGUAUAUAAUGUUUCCAUACUCUGCCACCACUUUUGGGAGUCACUCAGCCUGCCAGAGUGGGGUGCAGUGAGGCUGUCUAGGAUUAUAAAGCUUUCACAGCUGAAUUUGCCAAAUAUUUCUGGCUAGUUUGAUAGGUUCCUUUUUUAACCUUAAUUGUAUUUUGAGGUUUAAAUCUGGUAACAGACUAUUCUUGUAGGUUUGUUUUUUUUAGGUUAAUUUCCCCAAAUCUCAUCCAUCCUCAAGAUUUUUAAUUUUUUUUUAAUUACUGGGGCAUUGUGUUUGUGAAUUUUUAACAUAUGAAUGUUUUAUUUAAAUGCCAUGCUAAGCAAUUGUUCUCUGCACGUGGUAACCAAAACCUAAUGAUUUCGAUCAAUUUUGAUCAAUGUUUAAUAAUCCAAAACAUGUACUGUGUACAAAUGAAAUAAUAUGGCAUUUUUGCCGGGUGUGAUGAGUGCCCGAGGCACUUAUUAAACUCAAUCCUGUAUUUUAUUAGGGCCUCAUCAUAUCCUUGAUCUGAAAUGUACACAUUUUUAGUGUAUACUUGGUACUGGAGAUUCUUAUAUGCAAUAUUCUUUUACAAGAAGGCUCAAAAUUACUCAGAUGAAAAAAAUAAAUAAAUAAAUUGUCCAGCCAGUACCCACAAAAAAAAAAAAAAAAUGGUUUGGGGCGAUGACUCAGCCAUUUUGCCCCAAACACCCUUCAGUAACUCCCACUGACCAGUCUUGGGAGCCGUGCUGGAAUGUUCGUGGGCUGAGAGAAGAUUUUAUUUUAUUUUAUUUUAUUUUAUUUUAUUUUAUUUUAUUUUAUUUUAUUUUAUUUUAUUUUGCAAAAUGAAACUGAAGCUGAAAGAAGGAGAAUGCAAGCAAACUGAGAGAGGUCUGAAGGAUUCAGGAAGGAGGAUUUAAGAUGGAAAUGGAAGGAAGAACUGUGGAGAAGGAGGAUGGAAUGUAAAUCAUGAGGGUGUGAGAGAGGUUUGGGCUAGGAAACAGUUUUUAGAUUUGUGCUCUUUCAAACAAGGGGUCGCCAACUCAGCAGCCCGCAGAAGCAAGGUGGGAGGUGAAUAAGGGCAGGGUGAGUCUGGCCACUGUGCCUAUGUUGAGGGGCACCGCCAUUGCCAGGCUCCAUGCGGGGAGUAGGGGUGGGAAGGGGAAGAAAAACGGAACUUAAAAAAAGAUCUUAGAGGAAUUUUUAACUGUUCAAAGCAUCAUGUGGGCCAAACAAAACAUUUUAUUGAGCUUGGGGGCUACCAGUUUGCGACUCCUGCCUUACAUAGUUAACCUCCCCCCAAGUGUUUAUAAGGCUCUACUUAUUAGGGCUAAGAGCGCUUAUAUAUAGUUGGGGUGUGGUAUUUUAAGUCUUCUUUAUCUCUCAUAGGUAAGCUUUCUUGUAACAACAACUAAAAAAAAAAAAAAAUUAACACUGCCACAGAUAACAUUAACUCAGUUUCUGAAGAACCCUCCAUUCUGGAACCUUCUAAGAGUCAGAUCAAAUCACCAAUGCUUGGCAUUUCCUUCCUGGUGAAUUGGGGCCAAACUCCUUGGCCCUGUCAGAGUUUGCGAUGAGUAAUCAGGAAGGAUUGCAGAAUAACUUGUUUUUUCUUUGUAUUUCAUCUUUUAAAAAUGUGUUCGUAGUAUCCUAACCAGUGACCUGGCCACGGUGGCUGGUGGGCUCGAACCCCAGGGUAAGCUGCUGGGUCUGGAACCAAAAACACUCUUCAGAUGUUCCUACCCCUUUCUGACUCCGUGACUUCCACCAACAUACCUGUGCAUACCCCAGGAUGCUUCCACAGCAUCUCUUUUAACCUCCAGGGGUGAGUCACUUUGGUUGUCGAGUGGGCUUUGGCCUUGUCAUGGUGACUUCACCCACAGGAGGGAGGCCGUUCCUUCAUCAGCAUGCCAGAGCACCCUGAGAGGGAAGCAAGUUCAGUGUUAUCCUCGUGGUGUUUGUUAAUUUUUUUAAGAAUCAGCUGUUACUUAGACACUACCCCUCAUUCUUUCUGUCUACACAGCACCUGACUGGGUGCAGAUAAAGCAAGUAUGGGUGGGGGAGGUACCAAAAACAUGGCUGUGUGUGGAGAGAAUAGACUGAAAUAGGCAGCCUGAGGAUGUAUCAUCAGGACUUUGAAGUGUCAGGGAUGCUUCUAGCACAUUUCAUGUCAAAAAGAAAAAAAAAAAAGUGCCUUGAUUCGGUCACUUGAUUUUAAAACAUUCCUCUUAUUUGAUGGCUAUUUUUAACAUGUACUCUGACCCCCACAUUGUGUGGUACCCUGUGGUCUGCACCAAUGUCACAGGAUUGAUUUUGCUCCAGUAACAGAGACCAAAGAGUUCAUCCAAUCUGGGUUGGCUGCUACAGUUGUGAGUCUCAGGUGUUGCCAUUGUACCAGGUUUCCUGGGCCCAGACACCGAGGCCUCCUGUCUAUUUCUGUUUCAGGUUGGAGUAAAUUUGCACUUUUAAUCGUAUGGGUCAUUCAGGGACCUUGAUCUUUUAUACUUGCUUUAUUAAUAAAGGAAG